Messenger RNA from Magallana angulata, 5973 nucleotides. RefSeq names its product jouberin-like. Bases 58 to 4188 code for a protein of 1376 amino acids. The transcript is spliced from 32 exons. The record is from RefSeq and is a predicted model, not a curated record. Gene Ontology annotation, molecular function: protein binding. NCBI's taxonomy places the organism in Eukaryota, Metazoa, Mollusca, Bivalvia, Ostreida, Ostreidae. Gene Ontology annotation, biological process: motile cilium assembly. Gene Ontology annotation, cellular component: ciliary basal body.
CUUGCAACCAAUGGAGAUUCGAUUUGAUAUUUGGUGCGUGCUAGAGAGUAAACAAAGAUGGCUGACGAAGUCGAAACAAAAGCAAAGAAAAACAAAAAAGCCAGACCAAAAUCUGGGAAGGCAAAGGAUGAUGAGAUUCCACUUGCGGAUAUGAAGCCCAGCAGUUCUAAAUUUGACCACUUAUUACAGCAGGCUGUUGGCCAAGCCACUGAUGGAGCUAAAAAGAAGAAAAAGAAGAAGGCUGAGGCAGAAGCUGUGCUGGAAUCUCUAAGAAAAGGAGAAGGUCUCCAGAAAGAAGAAGAUGCAGCAAUUAAGGCCAACACAUAUGACCCAGAUAACAGUCCCAAAAAUGAGAAAAGCAACAAGCGCCGACAAAAGCUGCAGGAGCAAGCCAAGGACAAUUCAGCUUUUGUGAAUGAUGAUGAUAAAAAAGACAACACCAAGAAAAAGAAAAAGAAGAAACCAACAGAAAAGAGUGAAAUUGAGACAAUACUGGGAGAAACCAUAGAUGAACGAGCCACCACACCUAAGAAGAAGAAGAAGCCUCCAGAUGUUGAUGGAACCACAGACACACCAACAAAAACUGUGAGGAAAAAGAAGAAAGAUGUCAUGUCGGAAGAUGAGAGGCCGAUGUCCCCCACAGAGAGUGAAACAGGCAAGAAGAAGAAAAAGAAACCUAGUGAUAAGAGUGAGGAGGAGCAGCCAUUAUCAGAGCCGACCUCACCCACUAGUUCUAUGACAGAGAAAAAGAAAAAGAAGAAAAAGGUAUUGGAAGAGAGUGAGGGGGAGCGACCCAUGUCACCAGCAGAGUCUGUUACUACAACUCCCAGAAAGGGGAAGAAAAAGAAGAAGAAAGGAGAAGAGACUGAAGAUGAAGACACUAGACCUCUAUCUCCCUCAGAGGAUUCUAUGCCAGCCACACCAACCAAAACUAAAGGGAAGAAAAAGAAGAAGAAAGGAGAAGAGACUGAGGAUGAAGACACCAGACCUUUAUCUCCUUCAGAGGAUUCUACGCCAGCCACACCAACCAAAACUAAAGGAAAGAAAAAGAAGGGAAAGGAUGAAGAGAGGCCUAUGUCACCAUCUGAAGAAUCCGCCACAGAGGAGAAGGUAGAGAAGAAAAAGAAGAAAAAGAAAGAUAAGAAGCAGGAGGAGAAGGAUGAAGAAGAGACUGAAGAAAAGGCUGUUACAAAGAAAAAGAAGAAGAAAAAGAAGGAAGGUGAAGAAGAAGAGGAGGAGGAAGAUGAUGAUGAAGAAGAAGAGGGGGAGAUGUCACCUGAUGAGGAAACUAUAGUGAAAAAGGCAGCUAAGAAAAAAGAGAAGAAAAAGAAAAAAGAGCCAGUGGAUGAAGCAGAGUUACAGAGGAGACGGGAAGAGAUGAUGAAGGUGGAAGAUGAGGGAGAAGUUCUCUCUGUGACGGUCCAUCGGACAGACAAACUCAAAAAUGACUUCCACAUCCUCCAUCCACUAGUCAGAGUCCACAUAGUGGAUGAAACAACCGGCAACUACCUCCACAAACAGCACAUGGACCGUGCGGUAACAGCUUUCUUUGAAACCGAGAAUGAACAUGUUGACAAAAUCCUUCCCAUCAUGACUCAGCCAUUCGAUUUCAAGGAGAGGAAAUCUGUCCUACCAGUUUGGGAAGAGCUGCUUUUGUUCAACGAAAAUUUUAACUACUUCAUACAGAGUGAUGUUAAAGUCAUUGUUUUCUUUGAGGUGCUUGAUUUUGUGAGCAUGAACACAGCAAGGAGACAGUUCAGCAAUCAGAAGAGAGAGGGGGGCUGGUACAGAAUAGCCUGGGCGUUCCUAAAGGUGCGAGGAAAUAAUGACAAAUUAAACACUGGCUCCAAAGUGAGGCUGCAGCUCUUUGUUCCUCCCAGCGGCUUCAGCGCCAAACCAAACCAGCUGGAGGUUUACCAGUGGUGGAGUAGUAUGAAGAGGGAGCCCUACCCCUCCACUCUGUACGUGACCAUCAAAGGAAUCCGACCCCCCAGGGAUGUAGAACCGGCCCUCAUGAGGUCCAUGUUUGCUACCCAGGAGGAGGUUGGCUCUCGAACUUACACUGACUUGAAGAAAAGUACACAGUGGGGAGAAAAGAAAAAGGGGGAGCACAAAACUUUGUCUUCCUGGUCACGGUUGCCUGGUCAGACUUGCCGCAUUCCAAACGUCCUUCAGGUCACCCUUCCUGCUGGGAAAAAGGGCUGCUUUGUCCUCCGAUUCUCUCAUGACGGUCGCAGCUUGGCAUGUGCUUGCAAUGAUCGCGACCAGUAUCCUAUAUAUAUCUACGAGGUGCCAUCAUUUGAGCUGAGAGGAAAGUUGAAAGGUCACUUUGGAUUGGUGUAUGAUUUAUGUUGGUCAAAAAGAGAUACCCAUCUCUUGUCUGCAUCGUCUGAUGGAACGGCUAGGGUCUGGAACUUGGACAACUUUGACAGCUCAGAAAAACUUCUACCUCACCCUGGAUUUGUGUACACGGCCAAAUUUCACCCCCGCCUGGACUCGGUGAUUGCGACUGGGGGUUAUGAUCAGGUGAUCCGAGUGUGGGACGUCAGCGGAUCAGAGCCGCACGGAGUCCUGAAGCAGGAGAUUGAGGACCAUCGAGGACAUGUGAACACCCUGGUGUUUGAGGAGGACGGAGGAAAGAUGUAUUCAGGAGACAGUGCAGGAAAUGUCAUCAUCUUCAAUGUGUUUGUAGGGGAACAAGAACCAAGGCUAGGCUGGGAGAGAGACUGGACAUUGUUCAAGAAAAUCCUUGACCCCGAGCUGAAGGAUGUCCCCAUAAACUGUCUGACCCUCCAUCACAAUGGGCGACGACUACUGGUGCACAGCCGGGACAACAUCAUCCGAAUGUUUGACCUCAGGGUACAAAGGGUGAUGCAGAAGUACAUCGGGGCGCUGAACUUCCGAGAGGAGAUCCACAGCACCCUCACCCCGUGUGGCUCCUUCGUGUUUUCUGGCAGUGAGGACAACUUCGCCUACACCUGGAACACCGAGACAGGAGACCAAGUCGCCAUGUUUUCGGAGCUGAAUUACCAGUUCCCUGUGACGGACGUGGCGUAUCACCCUAGAGACCACAUGAUGGCGCUGUGUGCCCUUGGCGACAACCAACCAAUCCUCAUCUACAACUACGACCCAAAGGUGGCCCAGAUAGAUGCAGGCUUGUCUCCCAGACAUAUUCAAGUACCCGAGUACAAAGAGCCAGAGGAAAUUCCAUCCACAACUACAUUCCCAGGAUCCCCAAGAAAAGAGGAGACGAUGAAAACCGCCAAAACCAUGGGAUCUCGAGUCCUCUCCAAGGACGAGUUCCAGGCUCAUGCCACUGCUCGCUUUGAAAAAGUGAUGAGGAAACUCAAUAGUGCUACUGCUCAGAUGGCAUCUUCCCCAUCCAUGGAACUCCCUGGAGUUCCAGUGUCCACCCCCCGCGUAGGACACACUGGGCUGAUGAUGGACUCCAUGACUCCAAGAGCCAUGAUGGCCUCCCCACAAGCCUUCUCCCCCCACGCCUCUCGUACCCUGACGGGUAUCAUGCAGCAGCAGCAGUUCACCAACCAGUCCCUGUAUCUCAAGUCCAGCGACUCCGAUUGGAGGCCAGGAUUCUCUGAGGUUGGUCGUCAUGGUGCUCGAAGCUCUAGUCCUACAUUCAUUGGUCGACCACCCACAAUUUCUCUCUCACAGCAAGAAAGUGGUAAAGCUCAGUUUUCCUUCCAAGCAUCUGCUGGGAAAUCGGUCAGUCGGAAACAGGUGAUAGCCAUGUACGAUUACCGAGCUCAGAGGUCGGACGAGUUGACGAUAUUCAAGGGUGACGUUAUCACGGUGCUGUACAAAGACAACGACAACUGGUGGAUGGGAGAACUGCCGGACGGACAGCAGGGAUUCUUCCCCUCCAGUUACGUGGCCGAGGAAGAUGCAGACAACAUGGCUGACAAUCGACCUGUUGACGACAGCGAUGAUGAUGAGGAUGAUGAAGUAGCUCAGGUCAAGAAAAAGUACACAGCCUACAGGACGAAGACAGGGGAGCUGAAGUUUUUAUCAGGGGCCGAGGAGUCUGACGAUGAUGUGUUGGAGGCCAAGCCAAAAAAGAAGAACAGGGGAGACUUGGAGGCAGAGAGUGAGACAGCGUCCACAGGAAGUCAGCCGGGCACUAUGGGUAAAAAGAAGAAGACCGUCACUAUCAAUGAAUCAACGGCUUAAGUAGUCUAAAGUGCAUCUAUCUAUCUAUUAACCAGUACAAGGGACUUCAUUCUUUGUGAUAUUACAGCAUGACAAUUAGUUUUGUAUUCUCAGAGGAUUUGGUUGUUAUAUUGAUUUGAAUUUUUACUUCUAAAGAUUAAAUCAUAUAACUCAUUCAAACAGAACCCACUCAGAAGAUCAAUAUCUAUGUAUAAGUGAGCAACUGUGUGAGUUAGCAAACAUUUCCAGAAUAUUGUUCCAUGUGGUAAAAAGUGAUUUUUUAACUGGACAAAAUCCCUUCAUUAUUUUUUUUGCAGCAGUAAAUGCAUUUCUUUAAGAUUUUAUUCACAAGUUAUGACGAAAGCUUUCAUUGAAGUUUUUGCUCGACCAGUCUUGUAAUUUUUCAUACAUCCUUUGAGUGAAAUAAUCAAAGAGAAUUUUUUUUUAAAGGUGCCUUUGUCUAAAUAUUUUAUUGUCUUGUGUAACAUGACUGCAAGCACAAAUUUUUGAAGAGACAUUCCGACAAAUAUAGAGUGCUAGUGAAUGGGAGUUUUUGGCUCCAUUAUUUGCAUUUUUUAUGAUUUGCUAGGUUAAAAAAAUUGCUAAUUAUGAGAGGAUGCAAAUACUACUUGAUAGGUUGUUACCAAUGUGCCAAAUAUAUAUAUAAUGAACAAAUGUGAUAUUUUCCAUAGUUUUGUAUUGUUGUAUAGAUGUAAGAAUGUAUUGUAAGUAUAUUUUAUGUACUUGUAUACCUGUAACUCAUUUGUUUGAUUCUCAAUUUACACCACAAUGUACCGUCCAUUACUUAAUUUGUUGAGUAACAUGGGAAGUUAAAUAAUAUCUUGUAAUCAAUGUUUGUUUUAGGUUAAAUGGAAGCUGUGAUAUUUAGCGAAAUCACCCCUCCGAUUUAUCAGCUUUUUGUUCACAUUACAAGUCAUUACAUGGUUUUAAAGCAAGUUUGGACAGUUUUAUUGACAAAAUUGACAAGUUUUACCAAUUACAUCCCAUUACAAUUUCCCCACAAUCAAUAAUUACAGAAUAAAUAAAACAUCAAAAUAUUUGCACAGAAAUGAGAUGUUGAAAAAAGAGAAAUUUUCUGUCAGUCGAUUUUUAACAUUCAAAGUGGAGUUCUCCCUCAUUGAUUAUUGAUAUGUCACAUGAGAGGGGUUUGGAUGGAUGCAUUCUAUAAUGCAUCUUUAAUAAAUAGAAUUUUUUUGUUUAACAAUCCCUCCUGACUUGGUAAUUUGAGUCUUUUAUCAUCAUUACCUAUUUUUUGGUUUUUGUUUUUUUGUGAAUUUUUUUUGGGUCAGACAUUAGCUGUUUUAUAUGCAGUGAAAAGUUAUAUUUGGGAGUCUAAUAAAUAAUUAAUAAAUGAAAAUUAUUACUUUUAUGAUCUGUAUGGUCAUAAAAAUCAAAAUUAGUAUGUAAUAUGUUAACUGUUAAUUUUUUGAAUGUCAUAAUCAGUGAAGAAUCUCUAGUUCCUAUAUUUCCAAAAGAUCAUAAAUGCAUUUAUCUGAAUUUUUACAUGAAUGAAAUUUCAACUAUAAGUAUGUACACUUAUUUAUUUAUUUUUAUUUCUUCAUGUCUACUCUGUUCAAUUUAGUUUAUAUGUUAAUUUUAUUUAUUGUAAUUUCUGAGUUGUGGCUUUUAUAGUUUACUCAUGUAGGGUCACAUAUAUAAAGAGGCUAUGUAAUUUAUUAGAUUGAGCCAGCACAAGUUCUAUGCAAGAGCAGAGUUGAUGGUGAUGUGUUAGACAUUAUGUAGAUGAAUAAUUUUUAAUAAAGUUAUUAAUUAUGAAUGAAAAAA